Messenger RNA from Anthonomus grandis grandis, 4170 nucleotides. RefSeq lists its product as uncharacterized. The transcript has 13 exons. The record is from RefSeq and is a predicted model, not a curated record. Gene Ontology annotation, biological process: ribosome biogenesis. Lineage: Eukaryota; Metazoa; Arthropoda; Insecta; Coleoptera; Curculionidae. The coding region runs from base 128 to 4141 and encodes 1337 amino acids. Gene Ontology annotation, cellular component: nucleolus.
GUCUAUUUAUAGGUUAGAGCAUGUUUCCGUUUACAUUUUAUUUCAUUAUUGCAACUACUACAUUUUUUUAAAUAUCUUAUUAUUACUUUAGAUUUAUUACUAGAUUAAGCAAACAACCUUUAGACAAAUGGCUGCUUCAGAAGUUGUCUUAAAAAUACUGAAUAACCAGGAAGAACCACUUGAAAAACGUUUGAGAAUAGCCGACAAUGCUCUAGGUUAUACAGAGCUGCAAUUCCACCACAAGGAGUCUCUUCUUUUAAAGUGGCUGUUAAAUAACUCACCAAAAGAAAUUUCACAUGAAAAGCUGGCGGAAGUUCUGAAAAAGUGGAUAUCUUCGAAAGAGUUUCUGGACUUAACACAAAAUGAUAUAAGUAAUCAAGACAUAAGAGAUAUUAUUCAGCUUCUAUUGGGGAGAUUGCUAGCAGAAAAUGUCCCAACAUUUAACAAAUUGGGUGUAGUAGACUCAGUUCUGCUUCUAUGUGACAUAAAAGUCUUUCAGAAUUAUUUCAGUUAUAACAUAGAUGUUUAUUGUGAACUGUUGUCAGUAUGCUUGGGAACAAUCAGGGAACCAGGGAAGUUUGUUGAAACUUUGAGGCGCCAUUUGUUCCCCAAAGAGUUACUUGUUCAAGAUGGUUUCGUUAAGCAGUUUUUUAAUAUUAUUUGCCCAGUUUUGGUCAAUAAAAUCAUCGAGUUUCAAGGGAAUGAUGAAGUUUUUAAGGGAGCAACUCAUGUGGUACAAAAGUGUAUAUUCCAAGGACAUACCAAGGAGUUCCAAAGCUUCUUCAACGAAGCCCUGGGAAUCCAAAGUGCAGAGAAGCAUACCAGCACUCUACCGAAGCAACUUUUUAAAUACUUAAAUGCUCAAAAUGAUCCUCUGGUCACUUCAACAGCUUCCAGGCUCCUCUUCUCCGCUUUUAUCGGUACUUUCAAAGACACCCAUUGGGGUUUUUACUACUUAGUUUUCCUGUGUAAUAUGCUAAAAUUAAACCAGUACCCUGACUUUACCAUUUUAUCGCCCAUAAAGCAGAAAAAGGGAGUAACUUUAAGUAAACUUUUACAACUAAUAUCCGGAGUACUGGACCAAAUUGCUUCGAGAAACUUCGUGGAAUGCACCCUCGGUAACACCUCUUUCACCGAAUAUCUCAGAAACAUUUUAAAGUUUAUUAUAUCCACGAACGUUUUAAACGUAACGGUUUUUAAGAUUAUCCUGGCCUGUAUACAGAUAAACCCCUUGUCCAUUGAACCUAUUGCCACCACGCUCUUUGUCCAUUUAGUGUCAAGGUACAGUGAAGAAUAUCAGCAUUUAUACGAGGACACGAUUAAGGCCAUAUUUGAGGUCUUCGGCAAGCUACACAGGCUGGAAAAUUUUGUGGCGAAAAUUAUCCCGGCUAUAAAGAAUCUGAAAAUUGACGUAGAAAGUUCUGGCACCUAUACAUUUGGUGGUGAACAAGACUUAGAGAUAUCUACAAUGAAAUUGAGCCCCAUCAGUAAGAUAUUAAGUAGGCCUAUUUUGGACUUUUUUGCCAAAUGUCUUAAUAACUUGGCCAGUUGGCAAACUAUCAAUAUGUUUAAGACUUUGCUGUUUCAUUUGAGAGAAGUCGUUACGGGAUUUUCCAAGGAUACUUCUCAAGAUGCCGAUGAAAUAUUCAAUUUGGAAUUCAUACAGAAACUUAUAACUGUCUUGCUUAUGCACGUAAAAGUGGCAGACAACAGCACCCCUCAGAACGUCACUUCCAAGUUUACGAAAGGCCUAUUGGAGUUCAAGGGUAUUCUAAAUGAACUUGGGGCAGCUGUCUUAAGACGUGAACAUAAUCACGUAACCAUGAGGGCGUUUUUGGAAUUGGCAUACAUUUGGGCCGAAAUUAAUAUCACUUUGAAUUAUUACUCUGACAGUAAGGAGCUCGAGGUAUCUACUGUAAAUAACAGUCCUUCGGCUGCCAAUUUGACUUAUUUGCACUCCUAUAUGGACGUGAAUGAUUGGAAACUGGUUACGCAGAGGAUUAGUAAUUUUGGAGAGGCACCUUGUAAGAUUUGUUUGCAAAAACUCUACUUUCAAAAACUAAGAUCGAUGCUUCUAUUCGAAAAAGACAUUAACGAAGACAUUAUCAGCAACAUAAUAAAAAGCUUACAAGCCAACUUGGAACAUACCUGGCAAGAUUUACUCUUGGACAGGUUUGCUCUUACCUUCGUACUACCCAAACUGGACAAAGUAUCACUCACAUUUUUGGCAGAAAAGUUAAUAGAAAAUGAUACGGAGCUAAAGUCAAUUUUAAACUCUACAACGCUUAUAGAUGCCACUGUUUACACUUUAUUAGGGAAAAUUAACAAACUGUUUAGGAUUAAGAGGAAGCACGACGCUGCAGAGAAAACUAAAUGUUUCAGCUCCAAAAUCUUUAGCCUAUGCCCGGACGAAAUAUUCUUUUCCCAGGAAAGCUUCGAUAUAAGCGGGGUGAUAGUAAACAUGCAAAAUUUGUAUGAAAUCGAGGAAAAACCGGUGGACACCAACAUCCAAAGCAAAGAAGACCAACUAAGGCAUUAUCUCCUAAUAUUAAAACGAUGUCCGGUCAUUUAUAGUGACGUAAACGUGCAAAAAGUGGUACUUUUAUACUUGAUAGCCCUUUGUACAGACACGGCCACUUGUUCAAACGAAAUUAGACAGGAACUAGAAAAUAUCAUAAUAGGCAUGUUACAAGGCUGCAAAUUCCCCAUAUCCGAUAUAUUCAAAAUGGAUACGCUGGGCAGUCAGGUUUUAACCAGUUUCAAUCGACACGACACUAUUAUCUCGUUGAUAAUCGAUAACGCGUUUAAACGAAACAGUUCCAUAAUGGAAUUCGAGCCUUUCGUUGAAUAUUUAACCAACAACAUGGAGGAUGCUAAGUGUAUGAGUUGUUGCAUGUUGGUAUUACAAGCUGUGGCGAAGGUGAAAAAAUCCAAAAUGGACCCAUCAAGCAAAGAACAAUCAAACAGUUACAAAGACAAAAUUCUCGCAAAAAUGUUAAAAUUAGUGUGCAAAUCGAACCAGUUACUAGUGGAGGCUUACGCCACCUGCCUGAGACACUUUCUGGCAACGCCAGAGAAAGAAUCAGAUGAUAACCUAAAAAAACUAUUAAACAAACUGGACGUGUACCUGGACCAUUGUUUCAAUAACGUUUCGGAUGAAAACAGAGCCGGAUGCACCUCGUUGUUCACCGUGGUGCUACAAAACAAAUCGCAAAUCAAACAUAUCGAUACGGAUAUCGUUUUAAAGGUGUGGAAUUGCUGUAAGAGGAUCGGGAUGACCGAGGAGGAAAAUGCUUUUCUGGUUAAACUGGUGGUUACUUUUAUACCCAACGAGCAGUUUGAGCAACUGUUUACGGAUUUGUUUGAUUUAACCAAUCAAAACAUAAUCAGCCAAAACCACUCACUCCUAUCCAAGCAACUGAAAACCUGGGAAUCGAUCCUCUCCUGUGACGUAAACGCCAUAAAAAUGAAAAUUUGGCAAGACGUUUUGGAGAAACUGAUGUACCAACUACUCGGGACCUUAAAAACCACGAAGUACCAGCAAGGAUUGUUUAAAAACGCCAUUAAUUUAGAACAAAGCAUUAUACAAGCCCAGAGGUUUCUCAUUUCCCCACCACUGAUUGACAUGUUCAUCAGGACCCCAUCGAUUUUAAUGCGGCACGAACAAGAAAACUUUGAAGAAGUUUUCGCACAAUCCAUCACCAUCUUGGAAUCCCUCCUGAAGCAUCGGAACGCCAUCGUAAUGGACCGAUUGCCCGCUUUUUUGCAACAAUACAGGGUCCUUCUCAAGUCUCUGACUAUAAAAAGUAACUCGGAUCAUCCCGGGAGCUUAGAUUUUAAUAAAGCCACCGAUUGUGCACAUCAUUUGGAGAAACUCACCAAAAAUUUGGUCGGUUGCAAAAAGGAUAUGGGCAGGAUAGCGGUUUUCUUGAUAGCCGACAUAUUGGAGAGAUACGAGCAAAUUAAUUUGUAUCCGAACGUUAAGCUUCAUUUGAAUAAUUGUGUGUACAGCUUAAUGUCCCUCUGUGACCAUCAUGCGGUCUCUUACUUGAUGCGGGUGCUAUCGGACGCGUCGACUGAAAUGUUUAAAAUUAUGUAUAGCCAUUACAAGAAGUUUUACAUGUUCAGCGGGAGAGUUUAGACGCAAGAAAAUAUAUUUUGUUUUUUUUU